Messenger RNA from Vitrella brassicaformis, 2275 nucleotides. Lineage: Eukaryota; Vitrellaceae. The record is from the annotation of a GenBank genome assembly.
UGCAAAUCGGAUGGCAGCAGGGGCGAUUGUGUCCGCUGACUUGCUGCCGUCCAGACGGAUGUCAUGAGAAUCCUUCCAUCAAUCCGGCCACGCACCCCACAAGAGAAACAAUCGCAGGUUGAUGGUAGACCUCUCCCUCCUACAUCGCUGCCACACUGGCACAUCGGCUGUGUGCAAUCUGACGGCCUAUGCCUAGUAAUGGCCGGCAGAAUAGGUCAGCUGACACACUAACCACCAGGGCUGCCCUUUCCUUUCCGGCGAGAAUUGGAGACGUUACUGGCCGGCGAGAAUUUUGGACAGUAACGUCUCCAAUUCUGACACAAGAAAUUUCAUUUCGGCGUUUGGCAUCAGUUCGUCCGUGUUCUGUUCUCUGCUCUCCCGUAAUCACUUCGUCGCACCAGCUCCACGCCAUCGAGGCACCUCUCCGACCGACUGACGACGGUGGGUGCCCCGAUGAGACCGUCCUACUCCGCCCCCCUCAUGGGAUGUGUGUCCACCGGCUGGGCCCAGCCACAGCAGCGAGAUGGCACGGCCGCCAAGCGACCGAGGACGGAGCGGAGUCGUGGACUUCGCUUUCCCCUCGGCCCGCACGGAGACGCUUAUACAUGGGCUUCCUCACUGAGGCGACAGGCACCACCGUUGACGAAGCGGUAAGUGCAGAUCGAUGCACUCACUCAUUUGGAAGACCUGUGUGGCCCUCAGACCUGUGUGGACGCCAUCAAGCCCGAACAAUACGUCCACGUAGGAUGGAUGAAUGGAUGAGUCACAUGACACCAGCAGAUGGACAAUUGGAUGUGUUUCCCGUGUUGUUGUGUGUGGUCAGCUGCACAGGCUGCGGGAGUUCCUCGAUGGCGACGUCGUGGUACGCACACAGACACCACACACACACACAGAGGGAGAGAUCAGAUGCACAGACUUUUUGUGGUGUGAUGUUGGUUCAGGGGGAGCUGUUGCGGUGCGACCUUCGGGUGCGUUGCGCGGGCCACCCCAGGAUCGUCGGCCAUGGCGGCAACGGCAUCGUCGUCCACUCGGACUACAUCGACGCCGCCGAGGUGCCUGAGGACGCCCCGCAGCUCUGCAUGAAGCUCAUCACGCACGACGAUGAGGGCAACUGGGUACACGCGCCAGACCGCACCACAGCACAGCACCUCGCGUCACGCCUCCAUGGGUGUCUGUUCUGGACGUGUGUGGGUGUAGGUGUAUGAGGGGUUCAUGUUGGUUGAGGAGGCCGCCAUGGCCUGGAAGCAGCAGCAGGUCGACGGAUGGGACAGCGCCACAACCGCCAGCAGCACGAGCCCACCCAGCCGCCCGGCCACCUACACAUUCCCCUCCAGCCCCGACAUGAACACCAAGCUGGCGGACGUGUUUGCAAAGUGGACCGGGUGGCCCAAUUUCGUGCUUCCUUAACAUGCAGCGGACCAUGAUGGUCAUGCCGCUCAUGGAAGGUAUGCCAGUGAGCCACCAGAGAGUCACCGUCAGUCCAGGGCACUUGAUGGUCUCUGGUUUGGUGUGUGCACCAGGGACGUGGGAUAGCGAGGGCGUCCGUGAGGGGCUCACACUGCCGCAGGCGUGUGGGCUCUUUCACACUGCGUUGGAGGGGCUGGGAAAGUUUCAUGAGCGGGGCAUCUCCAUUAAUGACAUCAAGUCGAAUGUAAGCCGACACACGACAUAACCGUACCACUUUUUCUCCCUCUCCGUGUGCGUAUGGGUGCAGGGGGACAACACGGGCUCCUUUCGCGGGAGUGGGGUGUGGUUUGAUUUCGACCAGGCUGUAAGGCACACACACAGCAGCACUUCUCAUAGUGGCGUUGAUGUGUUGCGUGGAUUGAUGGCUGCAGCUGAGGGCAGGGGCCAUAGACGACCGCCGUCGGCUGAUCAUGGAGGGCUCCGAGCAGGGCACUGACCCUUAUCGGAGCCCAGAGGCUGAACUCAAGCAGCUGGGUGAGCUACACGCACAAACACACAUUUACUGUAAUCCAUCCAAUUUGGUGUCGUAUGGACUCUUUCGUCUGUAUCUUUGUCAGGCUGGGCCAUCUGCGACCUCUUGCGGCCCCUCACCGAGACCCAUGAGGACGGCCAACAGGUCCGUACCGCCCAGAAGGCGGGGCGGGCUAAGAUCACCUACUUCAAGGUGGUGGCGCCCCUCAUUGGGCAGCAGCUCCAACUCAAGGACAAGAACGGCAACCCGGUGCCCCAGCUCACGCACCAGCAGAUGGUCAAGUACCUCAAGAAGAGCCGGGUUGCCGUCUCGUCCACCACACCCCCUGCCCAGUGA